AUGCAAUCGGAACGGUCAUUUCAAGAUCACGAGUGUAACAUGGGCCAUUCCAAGCGGCCAAAGAUAUUCGAUAUGGCUCACGGCAGCGGCAGUCAUACAGCUCACGUUACACGUUAUUCAUUCCGCCGUCAAGAUUACACGAUUGCCUGGGUUUGCGCACUUUCUUUGGAAUUGGCGAGUUCUCGAGCCAUGUUAGACGAGGAACACCCCUCGCUUCCCGUUGAUCGUGGAGACAGCAAUUCGUAUGUGCUAGGACGGAUGGGCGAGCACAACGUUGUCAUGGCGUGUUUACCUGGGCAGUACGGAACGAACAACGCAGCAAUCGUGACAACAAAUUUAAACCGGAGUUUUCCUCAAAUCCGUGCUACCUUGAUGGUCGGCAUCGGCGGCGGAUCUCCUAGCCAGGCCGAUUUAUAUCUGGGCGACGUUGUUGUUGGUAUUAGGGUAAUGCAGUAUGACCUGGGCAAAUUGACCGCGAACGGCGGCUUUCAAGGAACGGCUGACGCGAAGACUCCUGCAAAAGUGCUGGACCAUGCUGUGUCUCUUCUAAAAUCGUUGCCCGAUCCAGGCAGUCAGAUAAAGAGCAUCCUGAUCGAAAGGCUUCCGAAUAUCUCUCGGCCGACUUACCCCGACCGUCUUUUCCAGGCAUCCUAUGAACAUCCUCUAGGUGCACCCACAUGUGAUGAGUGCGAUACGGAGAAGCUGCAGUUGCGAAGAGCACGCCUCUCUACCGAGCCCAAGGUCCACCAUGGAGUCAUCGCUUCGGGCAACUUGGUCAUGAAAAACGGAAAAGCACGGGAUGAUAUUGCUCAGCUUCACACUGCGUUGUGCUUUGAGAUGGAGGCAGCAGGUAUGAUGGACCACUUUCAAUGCUUACCGAUCCGCGGCAUAUGUGACUACUCGGAUUCCCACAAGAACAAGGAAUGGCAAGACUAUGCUGCUGCAACUGCGGCGGCAUAUGCGAGGGCGUUAUUGAAGGUUCUCCCGCCCGUGAUUAGAGAGCUUGACCAACAUGUGGCGGGCCACGGCAAAGCCAGCAAUCCUGAUACCACAGACGAAGAACGCUUGGAACGACGGGAGCGAUUACUAAAGUCCCUGGGCUUCCCAGAAAUGAAUUCUCGCAGAACCACUGUCGAGGCUGCUUAUGCGAAAACCUGUCGCUGGAUCAUGCAGCACUCGGAGUACCAAAAUUGGAUCAACCCGGAAAUGCAAUGUCAACACCAUGGGUUUUUAUGGAUGCGAGGCAAGGCGGGUGCCGGAAAGUCGACCAUGGUGAAAUUCAUUUUCUCGGAAAUGAAGAGAAAUUGCACCGAACCCAACAUGGCUACCGCAUCUUUUUUCUUCCAUGCACGGGGAGACUACCUGGAAAGAUCUAUCAUCGGGGUGUAUCGAUCCCUACUAUUUCAGCUACUCACAAAGUUUUCAGAUCUUCAGUUGGUCCUUGAUGAUACUGACAUCAUUCCGUGGGACCAGGAAGCUUGUCCCAAUCUGAACAUUUUGAAAGAGCUUCUUCGAAGUGCUGUGAUGGCCCUGGGACAGCGCACCUUCACCUGUUUCAUUGAUGCUCUCGACGAAUCCGACGAAGAAGAUGUGCGGGACAUGGUUCACUUCUUUGAAGAUCUGGCAGAACAGACUACCGAAACUGGUAUCCGAUUCCGGAUCUGCAUGUCAAGUCGGCCAUAUCCUUAUAUUGACAUUCGCAAGGGAAUCUUGCUUACCCUCGAGAAUGAAGCAGGACACCGAGAUGACUUGGCACAGUAUGUCGAAAAUCAUCUGAGAAUCACAAAUACAGCGCUGCUUGAGGAAAUUCAAGCAAAGAUUUUGGGAAAGGCUGAUGGGAUUUUCAUGUGGGUUGUAAUGGUAGUGGGCAUUCUGAAUAAGGAAAACAGUCACGGCGGCCUUGCUCUCAGAAGGAGGAUUUCGGAAUUCCCGGCCAAAUUAGGCAAUCUUUUCAAAAGUAUAUUGACACGUGAUCAAGACAGACCGGAAGAGCUGUUGCUCUGCGUUCUCUGGGUGCUUUGCGCAAGGCGGCCCUUAAGCCCAAGAGAGUUCCAGCAUGCUCUAUGGGCAGGUUUGUCAGAGCAGGGUUUGGUGGAUCCCGACCUACCAAGUAACACAGAAAUGGAUGCUGUCAGACUAGUCACGAGUUCCUCCAAAGGGCUUGCUGAGAUCACAAAAUCCAAGGAACCCAAAGUGCAGUUUAUUCACCAGUCAGUAUCGGACUUCUUGGUGAAGGAAAAGGGACUGCAAAACAUGUGGCCUGAACUUGGAUUCGAUUGGGAGGGCACCAGCCACGAAAGGCUCAAGCGUUGUUGCGCUACGUACUUGUCCAUUCCAAAAGUUCAAAAGCUCAUAAAGAGGCCCAGGUCCAAAAAAGAAGAGCGCGUUAUGGCUGAAAAAUAUCCAUUUCUAGAUUAUGCCACCCAGCAAGUUCUCCACCAUGCUGACAUGGCUGCACUUGUUGUUUCCCAGGAUCACUUUUUGCAGUUUGUCUUUUCUUCAGCUGGGAUUGGACUGAUUAAAUUCUUUGAGAGACACAAACCGUGGGCGUACAGCACUCGCGUUGCCCCGCUCUAUGUCCUGGCUGAUAAAGGGCUUGGAAACCUCAUUCGCAUACAGAUGAAAAGGGAGAGGGCCGUCUACACUACUCAUGAAAGGCAUGGGUACCCUUUCUUUGCAGCGUUAGCCAAUGUUCACAAAGAUGCCGUCGCCGCACUUUUGUGUUUACCUUCCAUUACUUGUGAUGGCGUUGAUAUAAUGGCAGGUUUGAGCCACGGGGGAUAUUUGGCGGAAUCCGAAGGCCGAACGCCAUUAUCCUGGGCUUCCCAAGAGGGCAGGCUCGGUAUUGCUAAGGCUCUGGUGGAGGCAGGAGCAGAGAUCAAUGAAGUAGACCCAAAAGGCCAUACUCCUCUUCGACGGGCAUCAAUAAAGGGGCAUGAGGCCGUGGCGAGCUUCCUUGUCGGGAAAGGGGCAGAUAUGGAUUCUAGGGAUGAUAGGGAACAUACGGCACUUUCAUGGGCCAUAAGGGAAGGGAAAGAGGCUGUGAUGCGGUUCCUUAUUGAAAAGGGGGCAGACAUUAAUACUCGAGAUAAGGACGGAUACACAUCACUUUCGUGGGCCUCAAAGAACGGGAAGUUGGUUAUCGUAAAACAUCUUAUUCGGAACGGGGCAGAUAUAAACACUCAAGACAUGUAUGGAAACACAGCACUUUCAUGGGCAGUGAGGCAGGGGAAACAGGCUGUGGCGAAGCUUCUUAUUGAGAAGGGGGCAAAUAUAAACAUUUGA
Molecule: messenger RNA, 3285 nt
Organism: Colletotrichum truncatum
Lineage: Eukaryota; Fungi; Ascomycota; Sordariomycetes; Glomerellales; Glomerellaceae
Product: NACHT and ankyrin domain-containing protein
Biological process (GO): nucleoside metabolic process
Molecular function (GO): protein binding; catalytic activity
Source: RefSeq, a predicted model, not a curated record